UCUGGUUGUGCGGGUCCGAAUGCUUCGGUACCUCUUACCGGAUGGCAGAAGGGUGAAGAGUGUGUGUGACGGGUGUGUGGAAUCAUCCACAAUGCUGUUAGCUUUGCAGAUGCAGCAUGUGGAGUAAAUGUCUGUGAUAGAAGGAAGAGAGACUCCGAUGAUCUCAGCUGUCCUCACUAUCCGCUGAAGGGUCUUGUGGACUGAGACGGUGCAAUUCCCAAACCAGGCAGUGAUGCAGCUGCUCAGGAUGCUCUCGAUGGUCCCUCUGUAGAAGGUGGUCAGGAUGGGAGGUGGAAGAUGAGCCUUCCUCAGCCUUCGCAGGAAGUAGAGACGCUGCUGGGCUUUCCUGGUGAUGGAGCUGGUGUUGAGUGACCAGGUGAGGUCCUCCGCCAGGUGAACACCAAGGAAUUUGGUGCUCUUGACGAUCUCCACGAUGGACCCAUCGAUGUUCAGUGGAGAAUGGUCACUCUUAGCUCUCAACCAUCUCUUUAGUCUUGUCAACGUUCAGAGACAGGUUAUUGACUUUACACCAGGCUGCUAGUUGUUGCACCUCCUCUCUAUAUGCUGACUUGUCGUUCUUACUGAUGAGACCCACCACGGUCGUGUCAUCGGCGAACUUGAUAUGAUUAGAGCUGUGCAUUGCUACACAAUCAGCAGAAUGAAUAGCAGUGGGCUGAGCACACAGCCCUGAGGAGCUCCAGUGUUCAGUGUGGUGGUGCUGGAGAUGCUGUUCCCGAUCCGGACUGACUGAGGUCUCCAAGUCAGGAAAUCCAGGAUCCAAUUGCAGAGGGAGGUGUUGAUGCCUAGCAGACUCAGCUUCUCGAUCAGAUGCUGAGAGCUUCAUGAUGCCUGAGGUACGGGAUUUGUCAGAUGCCCUGCCGGAAAUGCUUAUGGAUCCCAUCACUGGUGUAGGUGUUGUUGCCUCAAGAAAUCGAGCACCCACUGGCUACGAUGUGGUUGCACAAACCACAGAUGGAAUGGAUGCUGACUUGUGGAAGGAUGGACUGUUUAAGUCGAAGGUGACACGCUACCUUUGCUUCACUAGGGUCUUCUCUAAGGAAAAUAGUCAUUUAGGAAAUGUGCUGGUGGACAUGAAGCUAAUUGACAUUAAAGAUACACUGCCUGUUGGCUUUAUCCCGAUUCAAGAGACAGUGGACACACAGGAGCCAGCUUUCAGGAAACGGAGGCUGUGUAUUAAGUUUAUCCCAAGAGAUUCCACUGAGGCUGCAAUUUGUGACAUUCGGAUUCUGGGACGCUCCAAACAGGCUCCACCACAGUAUACAUUCAUAGGAGAGCUGAACAACAUGGGGAUCUGGUACCGAAUGGGGAAGGUGCCUAGAACUCAGGACUGCUCUCCCACAGCAACCACCACGAGCAUACAAACAGUCACCAACUCUACUUCAGUUCCUGUCCUACCCAAACACAUAUCUAUGACCCUACCUGCCAGUUUUAGGAGAAGUACCACUCGACCUGACUAUGAACAUCAAAGCUCCAACCUAUAUGCUAUCUCAGCUAUGGAUGGAGUGCCAUUUGUGAUCUCGGAGAAGUUUGCAUGUGCUUCCAGUGAUUUACAACAGAUAGACUUGAUGGGCAUAAGGAUCAAAUCCCUUGCAGAGAUUGAAAAAGAGCCUCCUCAGGAAGUACAACCGCUGUUGUGCCUUCUUAACCAGCGUGGUGGUGUUGAGUGUCCAGGUGAGGUCCUCACUGAUGUGGACCCCCAGGUAUUUAAAGCUGCUCACCCUCUCCAUUUCAAGCUCUCGGAUAAACAGUGGCUGGUGAGUUCUCCUCUCCUUCCUUAUGUCUACUAUCAUCUCCUUUGUCUUGUCUAUGUUGAUGGUGAGGUUGUUGUCCUCACACCAUGUCACAAGACCACCUCCCCCCUGUAGGCUGCUUCAUCCCAUCCAGUGAUCCAUCCUAUCACUGUGGUGUUAUCACUGUUGUGGCUGAAGUCCAUGACAGACUGCAGUCUGUGGGUGAGUUUAUGGGGGAUGACUGUGUUGAAUGUGGAACUGUAGUCGAUAAAGAGCAUCCUGAUGUACAGUGCCUUGCAAAAGUAUUCACCCCCCUUGGCAUUUUUCAUGUUUUGUUGCCUCACAACCUGGAAAUAAAAUGGAUUGUUUGAAGGUUUGCAUCAUUUCAUUUACAGAGCAUGCCUACAACUUUGAAGAUGUGAUUUUUUUUUAUUGUGAAGCAAACAACAAAUAGGACAAAAUAACAGAAAACUUCAGCGUGCAUAAAUAUUCACCCCCCUAAAGUCAGUACUUUGUAGAGCCACUUUUUAUGGCAUUUACAGCUGCAAAUCACUUUGGAUAAGUCUCUAUGAGCUUGCCACAUCUUGCCACUGGGAUUUUUGCUCAUUCCUCAAGGCAGAACUGCUCCAGCUCCUUCAUCUUGGAUGGUUUCCGCUUGUGAACAGCAAUCUUCAAGUCUGACCACAGAUUCUCAAUUGGAUUGAGGCCUGGGCUUUGACUAGGCCAUUCCAACACAUUUAAAUGUUUCCCCUUAAACCACUCGAGUGUUGCUUUAGCAGUAUGCUUCGGGUCAUUGUGCUGCUGGAAGGUGAACCUCCGUCCCAGUCUCAAAUCACAGGCAGACUGAAACAGGUUUUGCUCAAGAAUAUCCCUGUACAGCAGGUCCUCGGUUUAUGACGUCCUCGACUUACGGCGUUUGGUGGUUUGCGACAUUAAAACAAAUUUCGCGUGGGAACUAGUUGGCAAGCGGAGCGGACAACUACGUCGUCAUGCGGCACUACACGAGGAAGACGGCAAUAUGCGAGUUCUGACUUAUGGCGAAAAUCGAGUUACGUCACGCCGUAGGAACAGAAUUCAGAAAGUUGAGGACCCCCUGUAUUUAGCACCAUCCAUCUUUCCCUCAACUCGGAUCAGUUUCCCAGUCCCUGCUGCUGAAAAACAUCCCCACAGCAUGAUGCUGCCACCACCAUGUUUCACUGUGGGGAUGGUGUUCUUGGGGUGAUGGGAUGUGUUGGGUUUGCACCAGACAUAGCGUUUUCCUUGGUGGUCGAAAAGUUCAAUUUUAGUCUCAUCUGACCAGAGCACCUUCUUCCAUACAUUUGGGAAAUCGCCCACAUGUCUUUUGGCAAACUCAAAACAUGCCUUCUUAUUUUUAACACUAAGUAACGGCUUUUUUUCUGGCCACUCUUCCAUAAAGCCCAGCUCUAUGGAGUGUACGGCUUAUUGUGAUCCCAUGCACAGAUACACCAGUCUCUGCUAUGGAACUCUGCAGCUCCUUCAGGGUUACCUUUGGUCUCUGUGCUGCCUCUCUGAUUAAUGCCCUCCUUGCCCGGUCUGUGAGUUUUGGUGGGCGGCCCUCUCUUGGCAGGUUUGUUGUGGUACCAUGUUCAUUCCAUUUGAAGAUGAUGGAUUUGAUGGUGCUCCGGGGGAUCAUCAAACAUUUGGAUAUUUUUUUAUAACCCAACCCUGACUUGUACUUCUCAACAACUUUGUCCCUGACUUGUUUGGAGAGCUCCUUGGUCUUCAUGGUGUGAUGCCUCUUGCUUAGUGGUGUUGCAGCCUCUGGGGCCUUUCAGAAAAGGUGUGUUUAUACUGACAGAUCAUGUGACACUUAGAUUGCACACAGGUGCAACAUUUCACUAAUUAUGUGACUUCUAGUGCAACCAAUUACCUUCAGAACUUUUGAGGGGCUUCAUAGCAAAGGGGGUGAAUACAUAUGUACAUGCCAAUUUUCAAAUUUUUAAUUUUUAAAAAUUCUUUUUUAUAUAUAUUUUUCUCAUUUCACUUCACCAACUUGGACUAUUUUGUGCAGAUCCAUCACAUAAAAUUCAGAUUAAAAAAACAUUUAAAUGACAGGUUAUAAUGUAACAAAACAUGAAAAAUGCCAAGGGGGGUGAAUACUUUUGCAAGGCACUGUAGGUGUUCAUAUCUUCCAGAUGAGAAAAGGAAAUAUGUAGGGCAGCGGCAAUGACAUCUGAGGUGGACCUGUUGGGCCGGUAUCCGUACUGCAGGGGGUCCAUGUGUCUGAUAUGCUGCUCUGAAUGUGGGCCAGCACCACUCUCUCAAAACACUUUGUGAUUAUUGGAGUGAGUGCUAUAGUCUGCAGAGUGCUGUAGAUAGGAUUGAGUGAUAUAGUCUGUAGAGUGGUGUAGAUUGGAGUGAGAUUGGUCUGUAGACGUUCAGGCAGUUCGGGGGGCUCUUCUUGGGGAGGGGGGUUGAAGGUUGUGGUCUUGAAGCAGGUUGGUACGGUGCUCUGACUGAGGGAGAGGUUAAAGAUGGAAGUGAGUACAUCAGCCAGCUCUGAGAGCCCGCCCAGGGAUGUUGUCUGGCCCAGCUGCCUUACAGGGGUUGAUCUUCCUCAGUGCUUUAUGUACCACAGCUGAUGAUACAGUAAGAAGGGAGAAGGGGGGUUGGUGGUCCCAGUGUGUGUGUGCCUCAAUGUGGGCGUAUGUGGUGUUGAGGUCAUACGGCAGGCUGUCUGAGGGGCUGAUAGUAGUGCUCGUGGUGGUCCUGUGGUCUGUGAUGUGCGGCAGGCCUAUACUGUCUCUUGGCCGCUGUAAUGGCUUUUUUAGUCUGUACUUUGCAGCUUUGUACUCAUUGCCUGAUGUAAUUGCAAAUGAUGGAGCAUGCAGUAUGUGGCGUUACCUGACUCUUUAUCCAGGGCUUCUGAUUGGGCAACUUACUGACUUGUAUGGUGGGUACGAUGUUAUCAACACAAGUGUUAAUGCACCUAGUCACAUAGUCAGCAUAAUCCUGUAUGCUGACAGACUGGGAUGUGUUUAAAACUGCAGCAUCUCGGGAGGACUUUUCUGUCAUAGCAAAACAGUCCUUCAAGAUGAGCUUAAACUGUUUGGUGACAGGAUUUGUUUGUUUGUUCUUGUACCUGGCUUAUAGACAAAGACUCAUAGAGAUGUGGUCUUAUUGUCCAAAGUGGGGGUGGGGUGCAGCCCUGUAUGCACCAUGUAUGUUACUGUAAACAUUGUCCAGUGUGAUGAUAUCAUGGGUAGGAAUGUCCACAUGUUGGUGAUAUUUGGGAAGAACAGUCCAUACUUUGCACUGAUUAAAGUUGCCAAUGGCAAUAAAAACAGCAUCAGGGUGAGCCAUCUCUAAUGUGAUGAAAACAUCGUGGAACUUGCUGAGCACGACUAUGGAGUUGGCUCACGGAGGGAUGUAAACAGUUGCCAUGAACACAGCAUUAAAUUCUUUGGUUGAUAGUAGGGACAGCAUUUCAGCAGUAAAAACUCCACAUCUGCCGAGCAGUACUUAUAAACAGUCUGUAUGUCUCCACACCACGAGUUGUUAAUAAACACACACACCACCCCCUUUAGCCUUACCAGAGGCUGCAGUCCGGUCACCUCGGAGUAUGAAGUGAGUCUGUAGUUGAACAGAGAAUUCCAGGACAUUGUCUGAGAGCCAGGUCUCGGCAAAAAUCAGAGCGCAGCAUUCUCUUAAUUCCCGUUGUGAUUUAAUCCUUGCUCUCAGCUCGUCCAGUUUGUUUUCCAGAGAUCACACAUUAGCUAACGAGGCUGGGUAGUGGUGGCCAGCUAGCAUGGGCUUUUAGUCUUUAGUCUUCCUGGGGGGUGGUGGUGGCUGUGGGAGCGGGUAAUGAUUUGUAGCUCCGGAGGUAUGAAAUCGGUUAAUUCAAAUGGUUAGCUGAAUUUAAAUGUCCAUUAAUGCUUGUCUGUUGUAUGUUAGCAGCGCAUGGCAUUUGUGCCCUGCAAAAGAAACAAGAAACAAAAAAGAAGGACAAAACAGAGUUCAAGAGCGGAGCAAGCAAACGUCUGCCUUGGGGGGCUCCAGGCAAUAUUCUGCUGUGAAAUCUUGAGUAUUGACAUUCAUGUGGAUGUUGAUUUUAGCACAUAUCAGCAUCUAAACAUUUUUGCAGACCAAGUACACAGCCAUCAAGGCUGUGUGUAUGUGUGUGUGUUUGUGUGUAUAUGUAUGUAUGUGUAUAUGUGUGUGUGUGUGUGUAUAUGUAUGUGUAUAUAUGUGUAUAUAUAUAUAUAUAUAUAUAUAUAUAUAUAUAUAUAUAUAUAUAUUUCAAGAUUUCAAGAAGCUUUUAUUGUCAUUUCAACCACAUACAGCUGGCGCAGUACAUAGUGAAAUGAAACAACGUUUCUCCAGGACCUGGUGCUACAUAAACAUACAACAAGAAGUUCAACACAAAACAACAAACAACACCACAGAGCUAGGACAGAAGUUUGUCUUAGCUACGUAAAGUGCACAGUGUGCAGCUAGGUGCAAACAGAGCAUAGACAAGACAGUGCAAAAAAGACAAUAAAUACAAUAAAGACAACACAAAAGAACACAGGACAUAAAAGAACGUGUACUGGAAUGUAAGUGAAAUAAAAUAGAUAAAGUGAAAUGAUGUAAAAAAAAAAAAGUAUUGUGCAAAAAUACACAGCAGCAGUUGAGGUAGUGCAAAUAGAAUAAACAUAAAUAUAACUAUAGCAGCGGAUGACAGGUAGAGGUAGUGCAGUAAGUAAUGAACAGUAUAAAUUGUGUGUGUGUGUGUGUGCGUCCACACAGUCAAGAGAGAGUGUGUAUCUGUGUGUGAGAGAGACAGAGAGUUAAUAUACAGUUCAGUCCUGAGUGAGAGUGUGUGUGUGUGUGUGUGUGAGAGAGUGUAGAACAGUUCAGUCCUGAGUGAGAGUGUGUGUGUGUGAAUGAGAGUGUAGAACAGUUCAGUCCCGGGUGUUGAGGAGCCUAAUGGCUUGAGGAAAGAAACUGUUACACAGUCUGGUUGUGAGGGCCCGAAUGCUCCGGUACCUCUUUCCAGAUGGCAGGAGGGUGAAGAGUGUGUGUAAGGGGUGUGUGGGGUCGGCCACAAUGCUGUUGGCUUUGCGGAUGCAGCGUGCGGUGUAAAUGUCCGUGAUAGAGGGGAGAGAGACUCCGAUGAUCUUCUCAGCUGUCCUCACUAUCCGCUGAAGGGUCUUGUGAUCUGAGACGGUGCAGUUCCCAAACCAGGCAGUGAUGCAGCUGCUCAGGACGCUCUCGAUGGUCCCUCUGUAGAACACAGUCAGGAUGGGGGAAGGCAGAUGGGCUUUACUCAGCCUCCUCAGGAAGUAGAGGCGCUGGUGGGCUUUCUUGGUGAUGGAGCUGGUGUUGAGUGACCAGGUGAAGUUCUCCGCCAGAUGGACACCGAGGAAUUUGAUGCUCUUGACGAUCUCCACAGAGGAGCCAUCGAUGGACAGCGGAGAAUGGUCACACUGUGCUCUCCUGAAGUCAACAACCAUCUCUUUGGUCUUGUCGACGUUCAGGGAGAGGUUGUUGGCUCUGCACCAGGCUGUUAGAUGUUGCACCUCCUCUCUGUAUGCUGACUCAUCAUUCUUGCUGAUGAGACCCACCACGGUCGUGUCAUCAGCGAACUUGACGAUGUGGUUGGAGCUGUGCAUUGCUGCACAGUCGUGAGUCAGCAGAGUGAACAGCAAUGGACUGAGCACACAGCCCUGAGGUGCUCCAGUGCUCAGUGUGGUGGUGCUGGAGAUACUGCUCCCGAUCCGGACUGACUGAGGUCUCCCAGUCAGGAAAUCCAGGAUCCAGUUGCAGAGAGAGGUGUUCAGGCCCAGGAGACUCAGCUUCUUAAUCAGCUGCUGAGGGAUGAUUGUGUUGAAUGCUGAACUGAAAUCUAUGAACAGCAUUCGAACGUAGGAGUCAGUCCAGGUGUGUGAGGGCCAGAUGGAGGGUUGUGGUGAUGGCGUCUUCCGUGGAACGGUUAGGACGAUACGCAAACUGCAAGGGAUCCAGCAAGGGUGGUAGCUGUGACUUGAUGUGCCUCAUGACGAGCCUCUCGAAGCAUUUCAUCACGAUUGGUGUGAGUGCAAUGGGACGGUAGUCAUUGAGGCAGGAAACUGUGGACUUCUUUGGCACAGGGACGAUGGUCGUUGUCUUGAGGCACGUAGGGAUGAUGGAGCUGCUCAGCGAGAUGUUGAAGAUGUCAGUGAAGACAUCUGCUAGCUGCUCUGCACACUCCCUGAGAACUCUGUCAGGAAUGUUGUCUGGUCCAGCAGACUUCCGUGGAUUAAUUAAUUCCGUGGAUUCCGUGAGACAGAGCACUGGAUCAUUAGGAGGAGGGAUGGUCUUCCUCACUGUUGUGGUGUUCUGUGCCUCAAACCGACCGUAGAAGUCGUUCAGCGCAUCUGGAAGGGAGGCAUCACUGUCACAGGAAGGUGAAGUUGUCCUGUAGUUGGUGAUCACCUGAAUGCCCUGCCACAUGCGCCGGGAGUCUCUGCUGUUCUGGAAGUGGCCGUGGAUUCUAUGGCCGUGUGCACGCUUCGCCUCUCUGAUGGCUCGGGACAGUUUGGCCCUUGCUGUUUUUAAGGCCGCCCUGUCCCCUGAUCUGAAGGCAGAGUCUCUCGACUUCAGGAGAGCACGCACUUUCGCAGUCAUCCACGGCUUCUGGUUGGAGCGUGAUGUGAUGGUCUUGGAGACAGUCACGUCAUCGAUGCAUUUCCCGAUGUAGCUGGUCACUGAUGCCGUGUAUUCCUCCAAGUCAAUAGAGUCGCCGUUGGUUGCAGCCUCCCUAAACAUAUCCCAGUCAGUGCACUCAAAACAGUCCUGAAGAGCAGAGAUGGCUCCUGCUGGCCAGGUUUUAACCUGUUUCAGAACCGGUUUAGAGCGUCUGACGAGUGGUCUGUAUGCUGGAAUCAACAUAACAGUGAUGUGGUCUGAGUAGCCGAGGUGGGGGCGGGGCUCCGCACGAUACGCGCUGGGAAUGUUUGAAUAAACAACAUCCAGCGUGUUCGCCCCUCUCGUAGCAAAGUCCACAUACUGAUGGAAUUUAGGGAGCACUGUUCUGAGAUUUGCAUGAUUGAAAUCUCCGGCGAUGAUAAACAGUCCAUCGGGGUAGCUCGCUAAUACCUCCGUACAGCUCACACAGAGCCUCCUUAGCAUUAGCGCUGGGUGGAAUGUACACUCCGAUAAUGAGAGUAGUGGUGAAUUCCCGGGGUAAAUAAAAAGGUCUGCAUUUAACAGUUACAAACUCCACUACCGAUGAGCAGUAGUUAGACACAAGCACAGAAUCUUUACACCAUUCCGUGUUGAUGUAAACACACACACCGCCACCGCGAGUCUUACUGCACAGAGCUGCAUUCCUGUCGGCACGAAACACGGUUAGCCCGGCUAGCUGAAUGGCGGCGUCCGGAACUCUGUCGCUGAGCCACGUCUCUGUGAAAACAAAGACGCAGCAGUCUCUGAACUCAUGCCGUGUAGUUUGCUGGAGUCGGAUGCAGUCCAGUUUAUUAUCCAGUGAGCAGACGUUGGACAAGAUGAUGGAAGGGAGUGCUGGCCGGCUAGGGUUGGUUGUUAGCCUAGCACGGACACCCGCCCUUUUACCGCGCUUCCGCUUCCUCGAACAACGCUUGCGACGUCCUCUCUCCCGGCCACCGGCAUCAGGCGACGCCGAGGACUGAAGGCCUGGACUUCGCAGCAAGCCGAGUUCGCGAAGUUUGCAGAGUAGUUCAUCAUGCAAGUUAGUAACUGCAUGAUUUCUGUACCGUAAUAUCGUCUGGCGGCCGUAUACAUGAACACCACUGUCUUUGGCGUCCAUGCACUUUAAAUUUAGCGCUAAAACAAAAAGAAAGCACCAUUUUGGUUCCGGAGUGGCCGCUGCAUGCUACUGCCGCGCCGCCAUCUUGACCUGACCUGACCUGAUAUAUAUAUAUAUAUAUAUAUAUUUACAGGUUUACAGGGGUUGGAUGAAGCUGAAACGCCUGGUUUUAGACCACAAUAAUUCAUUAGUAUGGUGUAGGGCCUCCUUUUGUGGCCAAUACAGCAUCAGUUCAUCUUGGGAAUGACAGAUACAAGUCCUGCACAGUGGCCAGAGGGAUUUUGAGCCAUUCUUGCAGAAUAGUGGCCAGGUCACUACGUGAUGCUGGUGGAGGAAAACGUUUCCUGACUCGCUCCUCCAAAACACCCCAAAGUGGCUCAAUAAUAUUUAGAUCUGGUGACUGUGCAGGCCAUGGGAGAUGUUCAACUUCACUUUCAUGUUCAUCAAACCACUCUGUCACCAGUCUUGCUGUGUGUAUUGGUGCAUUAUCAUCCUGAUACACGGCACCGCCUUCAGGAUACAAUGUUUGAACCAUUGGGUGCACAUGGUCCUCCAGAAUGGUUCGGUAGUCCUUGGCAGUGACGCGCCCAUCUAGCACAAGUAUUGGGCCUAGGGAAUGCCAUGAUAUUGCAGCCCAAACCAUCACUGAUCCACCUCCAUGCUUCACUCUGGGCAUGCAACAGUCUGGGUGGUACGCUUCUUUGGGGCUUCUCCACACCGUAACUCUCCCGGAUGUGGGAAAGACAGUGAAGGUGGACUCAUCAGAGAACAAUACAUGUUUCACAUUGUCCACAGCCCAAGAUUUUCGCUGCUGGCACCAUUGAAACUGGCGUUUGGCAUUGGCACGAGUGACCAAAGGUUUGGCUAUAGCAGCCCGGCCAUGUACAUUGAGCCUGUGGAGCUCCCGAAGGAAAGUUUUGGUGGAAACAGGAGAGUUGAGGUGCACAUUUAAUUCUGCAGUGAGUUGGGCAGCUGUGGUUUUAUGUUUUUUGGAUACAAUCCGGGUUAGCACCCGGACAUCCCUUUCAGACAGCUUCCUCUUGCGUCCACAGUUACUCCUGUUGGAUGUGUUUCGUCCUUCUUGGUGGUAUGCUGACAUUACCCUGGAUACCGUGGCUCUUGAUGCAUCACAAAGACUUGCUGUCUUAGUCAGAGAUGCGCCAGUGAGACGUGCACCAACAAUUUGUCCUCUUUUGAACUCGGAUAUGUCACCCAUAAUUUUGUGUGCAUUGCAAUAUUUUAAGCAAAACUGUGCUAUUACUCUCCUUAAUUAAACCUUCACACUCUGCUCUUACUGGUGGAACGUGCAAUCAAUGAAGAUUGGCCACCAGGCUGGUCAAAUUUAGCCAUGAAACCUACACUAAAUUGGCCAGUGUUUCAGUUUCAUUGUCCAUUGUGUGUAUAUAUAUAUAAAUCAUGUCAGAACCAUGUCAUUAGAACCUUUUUCAUCCAUAAAAGUGAAAUUACAACAUAAAAUUAUAAAAAUGAAGUAAAAAACAAACUUUUUUCUAAGGAAAAAA
Molecule: messenger RNA, 11039 nt
Organism: Hemibagrus wyckioides
Lineage: Eukaryota; Metazoa; Chordata; Actinopteri; Siluriformes; Bagridae
Gene: mvb12ba
Product: multivesicular body subunit 12Ba
Exons: 10
Coding region: 843-1886 (347 amino acids)
Biological process (GO): viral budding; regulation of epidermal growth factor receptor signaling pathway; virus maturation
Cellular component (GO): late endosome; ESCRT I complex
Source: RefSeq, a predicted model, not a curated record